Messenger RNA from Cryptococcus deneoformans JEC21, 3173 nucleotides. RefSeq names its product signal transducer, putative. Gene Ontology annotation, biological process: mitotic cell cycle. The transcript has 6 exons. Bases 206 to 2983 code for a protein of 925 amino acids. Lineage: Eukaryota; Fungi; Basidiomycota; Tremellomycetes; Tremellales; Cryptococcaceae. The record is from RefSeq and is a predicted model, not a curated record.
CAUCGACGGUCGACAUUCACCCCUCAUCUCUUGUAUCUUUUCUAUCCUUCCUGCCCACUCUUUUCCGCCUCUCUCAUCCACUUUCACCUCUUGGGCGUCUGCUUUCAUCACGGCCCCAGUCUCCUGCACCACUGUAUACCUGCUGUCCUAUAACCUCAAUGUCCUGUACCUCAAACAACACGUCUGAAUUACUGUCUCUUGAAUAAUGUCCUCUCCCCACCGUCGUCGUAAUCAACAAUCGAUAACCGUGCAGUCUAUACGAUCACACGCACCCCUUACUCCACGUCUCCUUGAUCUAAACACCAACGUCCCUACCACACGGUCUCGCGCCCGUCUCCUGUCAUCCAGGAGCAAUCUUAAAUUGAACGACGAAAACAGCCGCGGUCCUGCGCCUGGUUUCAACAAGAGUCUGAGAAGUAGAGGUCCCCUCAAGGAAAAUCCGUUAAAGAUGAAUGUGCUGGAGGAUAAGAAAAUGAUUAUUGGGAAGAGAAAAAUGGUAGAUGGGGAUGAGGAUCAAAGGAAAGGAAAAAUGCUGAAGACGGAUGAAAGGCUCGUGAGAAGGAUGGGUCCGCCUCUAAAGACCGUUGGGUCAAACAACGGCCUUCAUACAAGGCAUACACUGGCUCCAGUAGUGUCACCACAACGACUUCCGGAACGAACCCAGACUCUCGCACCUCCAACGCCUGCGAGAGAGAUCUUGCGGAAGGGUAUGCUCGAAGCCAAGCAAGGAGAUGAUGAAGCGGGCGGAGCAGAGUCGAAAACAUUUAGCGUGGUCGCGCGACCGCCAACACCGCCGAGGAUGCGUGAACGUCCCCUUGAAAUCAAAAGGGAUGAAGACACAAUUAUCGGGAAAUCUCCUAGGUUUAUUGCGAGGCCACCGACGCCACCGAGACCUCACCAAACGGCCGCUAUUGCCAAAAGCCCUACUCCCCUUUCUAACGAUGCUCCUGUCUCUCUCGUUUCCCCUCGACCGUUGCAUUCCUUAAUUCCAUCUACCCCCGGCCGUUCUCAGCCAUCUCAUACGACCUUUAAAUCCCCUCCCACCCGCCAACUUUCUGCCUUUUUCCCUACUCCCCGCACGUCUCAAAACCAGCCUACAGCUGCCAUUCCCGCUUACAACGUAUCUACCACACCCGAUGGCAUACCGCCAACUGCCUCAGUAUUUACCCCCAAUAACCGUCCCACAAUGGCAUCUCCUUUGACCAAUAGGCGAAUCGCUCUUGCAGUCAGGGUAGCUAGGGAGCAGACAUCACUUGAUGAUUUGGUGUUAAAAGCCACCCCUGUCAAGCAGGAAAUACAGCCAUGCGUCGUUGAGGCGCCGAAGAAAAAUGUCACUGCUGAAAAACUUGAAGAAGCGGCCGAGGCAAAGGAGAACGUGGAUGUAGAUAUGGCUGUGGUGGACGAAACUACAGGUGCUGAGUCAGUGCUUGGGGUAAACAUGACGACGGAAACGGGAAAGGCUGGUGCUGUGUGUGAGGCCCGACCACAUGUGCCUUCUCAUACCAAAGUCGAAUCCGAUACCAAGAUGAAUGUUGAUGAGCCUGCGCCUGAGGCAAAACCUGAGGUGCAACCAGCUCCCGACAUUAUAUCUACAUCUGCCGAAAUCGUUUCCACAACACCACAACCUGUACAGGUGGCAGUUCCUGCGAUUCCAGAAUGCCCUAUAACUCAACCCGCUGUCGACAUUCAAUUGCGCAAGACUUCAUCAGGUAGAUCUUUGCUGUGUAUGGGUGCACCUAGCCGCAUCCCCAUUAGUACACGGCAUGUACCUGCAGUAUCUGCCAUCGACAAGUCUCACCUGCCCUCGUCUACAAUGAGGAAAAUGGCAAGUGGUUUAGGGGUGGGCUCUCUUCCAGAAAGACGACCUGGUGGCCAACCAGAAAUGACGGGUAGUGACAGUUCAGCUCCUGCUCAAGGGCCUUCUUCGUCAACUGCCAAGCGUCGGCCUUCUUACCCUGCUUCCCUUGGCUCGGGUCCCCUUGCCCGCCCUACAGCAAGGGUAGUUUCUAACCCCAUCCGUUCUUCUGCUAUCGCUUCAGAAUCGUCUUCUGCGGCUGAGAUGUCCCAGCCUCCCAUAGCCGAAAGCAAUCGAUCUGUGUCUGACCCUGUCCCUAUUCCUGAAUCUGCACGACCUUCCAGACUGAGUUUGAGUACGAAUAGGCGAGAAGGCAUGUCAUUAGAGACUUCUCGAUCCUUGGCCGGUUUGAGUGAGGCAUUGGAGAAGCUCAAGUCAAAGAAACGACUUUCUGGCGCAUCUGCUUCUGCUGAACCACCCCGAAAACCGACCAUUCCCUCAGUCACUGUCACGGCCCCAGCUCCAAAUGUUCCUAAAAAGGAAAUAAACGGCCUCUCAGCAUCAGCAAGCUCUACAACCAUGGCGCCUCUGGCCAACCAUCGAGCACGAAGCUCAAUUCAUCCUGGUGAUUCGUCUAUCUCAUCAGACACCGCCGGCGAAAAAUCUAUUUUGGAAAUGCUGAGUUCAACGAAGGGCGUGAAGUGUUUCCAGGGUGUGGUGGCGUUUGUAGAUGUGAAGACAAGUGAAGGGUCAGAUUCUUCACAGUUCUUUUCCGAUAUUUUGAAAUCUGGUGGCGCAAAGGUUCUUACCCGACCAACUCUCUCUUGCACUCAUGUCGUUUACAAGUCUGGUCGACCGGCGACGUUGAACUGGUACCGACGUCAGGACAAGCCACCAAGACUCGUGAGCAUCAAGUGGGUGACGGAUAGUAAAAAGGCCAAUAAGAAAAUGGAAGAAGACAAGUACCUUGUGGAUCCGAAUGAGGAACCUAUAUUUGAAAAGAGAAGGAAAUCGAUGGAGCCCAAGGCCUUGUCGGCGUACAGGAGCACUGUGAGUAACAGCGCUAAGAGACAAGCUUUAUUGGCUGUUGCCGAGGCGAAAAAUAAGGGUAUGAGCUAUGCGCCCAAACUCCCUUCACCUCUCAAGAAAACCUACAUCAACCUCCCCUUCUCAGACGACAACAAGUAGUCAGCCUCCAGCUCAGAGCAUUAUAAGCCCCCAAAAUGGGCCGGAAGAAGUAUCUGUUGUAACCUGUAGCAGAGUUCGAUAGUGGAGCAUGGAUAUCGGUAUUUUAAUGACCUGUCGAGUUGGGAUAGGGUAUCAAAUUGCAUAUCUAUGUUUGUUGGCAACACCUCAAAACCUCCUGUAUACACAUCGG